This is a messenger RNA of Sander lucioperca (pikeperch), 6327 nucleotides long. It is a transcript of the gene bltp3b, whose product is annotated as UHRF1 binding protein 1-like. The coding region runs from base 346 to 4701 and encodes 1451 amino acids. The record is from RefSeq and is a predicted model, not a curated record. NCBI's taxonomy places the organism in Eukaryota, Metazoa, Chordata, Actinopteri, Perciformes, Percidae. The transcript is spliced from 24 exons.
ACAACAGACGCUGUUCCUCCGACGCGCUGUUCAGGUGUUCGGUGUAUGAUAUUGCAGAGAUCUAGACCGUUUUGGAGCUUUAUCAGUAUAUCUGCAUGACAUGGCCUAAAGUGAUAUGUCUAAGAGCCCGGCUGUCACGCGGACGUCUGAAAUGCUGUCUUUCUGCCCUCACUCCCUCAUAUCUCAGAGAAAGAAGCGGGAAUACCGUAAAAAUGAAGACUGACACGGGGGUGAUAAUUUGAGCUGUGUGUGUUUAUACCUCGAGUGGGAAAAGCUAGCGGCUAGGCUAGCCAGCUAGCUCAGACAGCUAUCCAGCAGAGGCUCGGAUAUCGGAUUUGUGCGGCCAUGGCUGGGCUCAUCAAGAAGCAGAUCCUGAAGCAUCUCUCCAGGUUUGCUAAGAACUUGUCUCCAGACAAGAUCAACCUGAGCACGCUGAAGGGGGAGGGCCAGCUGACCAACCUGGAGCUGGAUGAGGAGGUUCUCCAGAGCUUGCUGGACCUGCCCACCUGGCUGGCCAUCAACCGUGUGGAAUGCAACAAGGCCGCCAUCAGGAUACCAUGGACAAAGUUGAAGACUCACCCAAUCUCUUUGACCCUGGAUAAAGUGGUGAUGGAGAUGAGUACCUGUGAUGAGCCCCGUCCCCCCAAUGGCCCGUCUCCCAUAGCAACAGCAUCAGGACAAAGUGAAUAUGGCUUUGCUGAGAAGGUGGUAGAGGGGAUGUCACUGUCCAUCAACUCCAUCGUCAUCAGGAUCAGUGCCAAGGCCUUUAAUGCCUCCUUUGAGCUCUCCCAGCUGCAGGUCUACAGCGUCAACACCAGCUGGAGCAUCAGUGACCUGCGAUUCACCCGCAUCCAGGACCCUCAGAGGGGAGAGAUCCUGACGUUCAAAGAGAUCAGCUGGCAGAUGAUUCGUAUUGAGGCUGACGCUAUCCAGAGCGCUGAGCAUGAAAUGUUGAGUGCCCCCAUUCGCCUCAUCACCAACCAGUCCAAGAUCAGAGUCACUCUGAAGAGACGGAUUAAGGACUGUAACGUGGUGGCCUCCAAGCUGAUUCUGAUCCUGGACGACCUGCUCUGGGUGCUGACCGACUCCCAGCUCAAAGCCAUGGUGCAGUAUGCCAAGUCUCUCAGCGAGGCCAUGGAGAAGUCUGCACAGCAGAGGAAGAGCAUGGCCACAGAAGACCAGGUGUCCUCAGCGCCACCCACAGCCCAACAGGUGCGUACCCAGCAGGCGUCAACAGCAGCUGACCAGAAUGCAACCAUGGCCAAGCUGUUCAGCGCCUACGACGUAUGCGAGACGUCCCACCACCUCCAGAUCACACACCUCGACCUGCACAUCUGUGAUGACAUCCAUGUUAAGGACAAAGUGAGCAAUAAGAGGAUAACGGGUGGGGCCAUGCAGCUUUCCUUCAGCUCCAUUACUCUGGACUACUACCCUUUCCACAGAGCAGGUGACUGUUGUGCGCACUGGAUGCACUACAGCGAGGCCACCAAGACCAGAGAGGGCUGGGCACGGAGUCUGCUCGAUGAGUUCAAGUCCAACGUGGAGAUGCUAAAGAGUGCGGUUCGAGACCAGCAAGGCCCGGCCCCUGCACACAGUUCCCCACAACACGGUAAGAUAAACACCUCUUCCAGCGCUUCCUUCAGUCCUCCUCCCCCUCAAACCCCCAAGACCCAGCUCAUGUCCAGCUCUGUUGUUCUCAGGAUGGCUGACUUCAGCAUCUACCAGGUGUCAACAGCAGACCAGCGUCGCUCCAGCCCCAAGACCAUGAUCUCCUGCAAUAAGAAGGCCUUGUACCUUCCCCCAGAGAUGCCAGCCAUUCAUGUCGAGUUCACAGAGUACUACUUCCCCGAUGGAAAAGACUAUCCCAUCCCGUGUCCUAACCUGUACGUCCAGCUGAACGCCCUGCAGCUGGUUCUGGAUCCUCGCAGCCUGGUGUGGAUCAACCUUUUCACCCUCGACCUCAGGCAGAGUCUGGAGCAGUUCAUGGAGAUCUACAAGCUCAGUGACUCGCAGAAACCCGAAGAGCAUGUUGACAUCAAGGUUGACGGCCUUAUGCUUAAGCUGGUGAUUCCCACCAAUUGGGACGCCUCCUGUCCCGCUGAUCUGCCUCGCUCCAUUUCAGUGCAGACCUCAGAAAUGGUGGCCACAAACACCCGGCACCCAGCUAACUGCACCCGCUCCCACCUCGAGGCCUUGUUGCAGGCCUUUGAAGAGGAGCCCUUCUUCUCUCCCUGUUUCUCCUCCUUCCCUCGCUCCUCCUCCUCCUUACCCCUUCUCCAUCCCGUCUUCCAGCGCCACGCUCAUGAACAAGACACCAAGCUUCAUGAAAUCUACCGGGGCCUGGUGGUGCCGACGUUGGGCACAGACGCCCUCAAGAUGCCGGCCGCCUCUGACUUUUGGGCUUUGCACUUUGCCCAGUUCUGGGUGGACUAUGAAGGCACCCGCGGAGGCAAGGGGCGACCGCAGCCCUUUGUGGACUCCUUCCCUCUAACCAUGUGGGCAAGUCAGCCUGCAAAGAUUAUCCAGCACCAGGAGAAGCUCAGAGAGGGUUUGUCCAGAAGCACAUCAGGAGAGGCUGUCGCACGUCUGCAGAGGAAACGAUUAUUAAAGGACUAUUACAGUACUGAUGGUGCUGCAGCAUCAGCACACGAUUCAACACUGCCUUCCAGGAACGGACUUCAUAAACCCCUCUCAUUGGGAAGCCCGCCUUCCUCCUCCUCCUCUUCUUUGUCAUCAUCAAGUAAAGAAGCAGAUGUGCAUGUAUUGGUGCACGUGCAGAAGCAUCUAAGUGCUCAGGUGAGCCACCGGCAGUAUGUGUUUCUGAUGCAUCUUCAGCGCAGCAUCAAAGCCCUGCAACAGACGCUACAACAGGAUCUGGAGGAAAUGGGCUCCAAGAAAGACCGCAAGGAUCCGUCUCAGCAUCUUGCAGACCACCAGCCCUUCACUGUCUGCCUGGGUCUCCUGCUGAAAAGCGCAGAGGUGUCCCUGCUCCUGAAGCCCAUCCCCCAGCCUGAGGGUUCACGAUCUCCUCUGGGGUCCGAGCUCUCCCCCUCAGAGAGCCGGGGAACUCUGGAGCCUGGGAGCGAUGCAGGAGAGGGGGCGGAGAAGGGGAGUGAAGGAGCUGGAUCUGGGUCCGAAGGAGGAGCAGCCAGAGGGGCAUACACUGUAGACCAGCUGUUAUGUGGUGAUAGCUCGGAGGGUGGAGCCUCGCGUGGUCCUGCCCCUCUCGUCCCCAACUCUACGUGUCCUGACUCAAAUCACAAAGCCUCGCUGGAUGAGAGGACUUCAGCUAAGAACUCUGGGAGGCGGAGUUCAGAUGAAGGGGGCGAGGCAGUAGUGGAUGGGUUGGCUGGAGGUGAAGAUGUUGUAGCUGGACUAGAUUCUAAAACCCAGACGGGUGACCCCCUGUCAGACUGGAGCGACAAAGACAAGGCUGCAGCCGCCAAGCUGCCUCAGUCAGUAUCCAGGAAAGGAAGUUUGUCUGUGGUUUCUGAUUUCCUCAGCUCCUCAAACUCCAGCAGAUCCACCUCCCUUUAUUCCAUGUCCAACAUUGGUCGUUUGAUGCGGGACCGCUCCCAGUCCAGUUUCUCCGUGUCUUAUAAGAACAUGAAGAAGAGCCCGUCCCUGCAGUCGCUGGACAACAUCUCUAUAGACAGCUACCUGAUGGAGGACGGGGACGCGUACAGUCUGCUAGAGAGAGAUGACGUGUCCAUGUCAGGCUUCAAGGAUGCCAUCAGCGAACAGAGUGCCACUGAGAGCGCCACCGAGGCAGUGAUUGGUCAGGAGCAGGAGGGAGGCGUGUCCCCCGACACUGUCAGUGCGACCUCCCAGAGCAUCGAUGAUCCCACCAAAGAUCUAGUGUCGGUGCUGGUGUUGAAGGUGCAGUCGGUGUGUGUGGGCAUGGAGGCGUUUGGCGAGAGCACGGCCGUGGCUCUGGAGGUGGGCCAGGUCACACCCAGCCAGCUGGGCAAUGUCAGCCUGAGACAGUACCUCAGCAAUCGCAGCCUGGGUAUGGUGUGUUCAGUACCAAUACCUGCUCAAAGCAGCCAAGCUGGUGGUGAGAUCAGCUCUGCGUCCGCCGGGGGCCUCCACAGUCCAGCGGUGUGCGCUCGCCUUGAGAGCGGGCCCUGCGCCGCCGCUCACUCGCCGCUGGCUGAGCGCAACGGCUUCCUGCAGCUGCGUCUCCACGGAUACCAAGCAAGCUUCUUGAUGUCCACGCUGCGUAACCUGGCUCACUUCCUGGAGGAUGACUCUGCGCCGCUGGUGCUGCCCAUGGAGAUCAGCGUCAGGGACACACACGUCAACUUAAAGGACGACGGUCCCCGUGACAAUCUCUCUGACUCGGAGUCCUCGCCUAUCACCCUGCAUGUGGACAGUCUCAUAAUACACAGAAGAGACGACGGCUCAUUCUAUAUCGGAGUGGACACAGCAGCGGAGACCAAACCAUGGAAAGAGGGUGCGUUGAUUGAUAGCACUCUGACUCCAGUCCCUGAGAUUGUGGGUGGUGUCUGUGGUAUACCAAAGGCUACACAGACCCGAGCCCCACCCACCAGCCCCCCUCCAUCUAGCAGAGAAAAGAUGCUGGUGGAGGAAAACGAAUGUUUGAAAGUGGAGCUGUCCCGAGCCAAGAUGGCGCUGGCUGAGGCUCAGAUGGAGAAGGACUCACUGCUGCACCGCAUGAAGAACCUCAAAACCAGCUAGACCCGGCUCUCUCUUCACACCCACGCCCAGCCAGUCAGUCAUUCAUCUCUGCAGUUAUGAAGACUGACACUGAUGGGCAGCAAAGCAAAUUUAAAGGCAACAUCAACAAGCAAAGAAAAACACUAAAACGGCUCCCUUUACUGGCUCAUUUGUUGAGUGAGCCGCCAUUAGACUUCAAAAAAAUUCCCUCACGAAGCAAUGCAGAGUCUGUGUGAAGACUCAACAAUACACGUUUUUACACACUUGUCUGUUAUAUGUUCUCCACUUUGAGAGUUGAAAAGGGAGAAAUUACAUUUAAUGGGUUUGUGCGUGUGUCUGUGUGUUUGUGUGAAAGAAAGAGGAUGAGGAUCUAUAUCCGUGGAUGUGCCUACAGAAUUCCCUUCCCCGGCUAGCCCUAUUGUUAAAGUUAAAAUGGAAAAGAAUCACAGCUAACCUUAGAUGAGCUUCAUUCAAUCCUGUAAAUAUGAAGGAAAACUGAAUGUCGUAUCUUCAGAGGAAUGUCUUAAAAAAAAAAAAAAAAAAAAAAACUUAUUUUGCACUGCACAGAAAUUAAACUUGUAAUUUUGUGCUUUCAUAUUCAGAGGGCACGAGACAAAUCAUGCUCUCACUCGUCCUCUGAGUGUGUACAGUGUAAAUUGUAUAAGAAUGUGAACACAUAACUAUUUUCUUCAGAACUUUGAAAGGUUAUACAGUGUUUCAGUUGAAUGUGUGUGUUUGUCAGCCAGAACAAGCAUUUCAUUACAAGUAGAGGAUGAAUUUAUAUCCGCCAGUUCCACAGCUUUGUUAGCAAAAUGCCCAACAAUAAUGUCUGUAUCCCCCCUCCUAUUUUUCUAUGUGUAAAUAGCUACUUAACAUGUGCAGCACUUUUAAAACUGAGGCACUGUAAAUAAACAACCAGAGCUGUGAGAGAGCUGACGAGUUGAGAGAGAAAUGUAUUAACUUGUGGGAUUAGGACAAUUAAGGCACAUUGAAGCUGCCUGACUACAUACAUAUAUAUGUAUGUGUGUUUAUGUAAAUUUCUAAUCUACCAUGUGUAAUUUUGUCAUGGAUAAGUAUUGACCAUAUCUGCUGCUGUUCCAUGCGUCAUGCCUGUGUGAAGACUUCAGGGGAAACCCCUGAGUAGAUGUUCAAAAUGACAAAAAUCGACUUACUUCUAACAGCACAUGCUUUGGCAUAGCACAAACGACUAUAAAAGAACAGUUUGAGGUCUCCGAACUUUGCUCUCACAUCUAACGGUUAACAGUAGAGUCAGUACAUCCAUCAGUCUAAAUAUGCAACCAUCUUAACCUGUACUUGAGCUCGGCCCAGUUCAUUUCAGUUUCCUGUAAAAGGCAUGAAACACAACUAGUUCUUUGCACAAACGUGUCAAGUAUCAAGACUUGAAAUGUCAUAGGUAGGAUUUUAACACGAUUGUAUGUGAAGAGUUUUGUUUGGUGAAGAGGAAAUUCUUUCUUUUUCAUCUUGUGUUUUUCCUCCAUUCAUCACAGCCCCUCCUCCCCUCUCUUUGGGAAACUCCCCCCUCUGAGACCCUGUGGAGGAAAGAAAAAGACACAAAGUAAUAAGUUGUAUUUUGUCUGUCAAAGCUGCUGAAAUACUGAUGAAAAUAAAAGGGUUUGGAAUUUGAAA